Molecule: messenger RNA, 627 nt
Organism: Synchytrium microbalum
Lineage: Eukaryota; Fungi; Chytridiomycota; Chytridiomycetes; Synchytriales; Synchytriaceae
Exons: 4
Coding region: 1-627 (208 amino acids)
Biological process (GO): exocytosis
Cellular component (GO): recycling endosome
Molecular function (GO): GTP binding; GTPase activity
Source: RefSeq, a predicted model, not a curated record
AUGGCGGCUGGAGACGAAUACGACUUUUUGUUCAAGGUGGUGUUGAUUGGAGACUCUGGCGUCGGAAAAUCAAAUCUUUUAUCCAGAUUCACUCGCAACGAAUUCAACCUCGAGUCAAAAUCGACCAUUGGUGUGGAAUUCGCAACUAGAAGUAUACAGGUCGAUGGUAAAACUAUAAAGGCUCAGAUUUGGGAUACUGCUGGACAAGAACGUUACCGUGCCAUUACAAGCGCUUACUACCGAGGUGCUGUAGGCGCUCUAUUGGUGUAUGAUAUUGCCAAACACGUCACAUACGAAAAUGUAAACAGAUGGCUCAAAGAACUAAGAGAUCAUGCCGACGCAAACAUUGUCAUCAUGUUGGUGGGCAACAAGUCCGAUCUGAGGCAUCUGCGGGCAGUGCCGACCGAAGAAGCCAAACAAUUUGCGACUGAAAACGGAUUGGCCUUUAUCGAAACUUCUGCCCUGGAUUCUAGUAACGUCGAAUUGGCCUUCCAAAAGAUUCUAACAGAAAUUUAUCGGAUUGUAUCCAACAAGGCCCUGGAAUCGGAGAGUGGAGGAUUCAACAAGCCAGGUGCCGGUGAAACCAUUUUGGUACAACCUUCAUCUGCACCCGCUCAGGUAGAAUAA